AUGGAUAACUCCUUCUUUCGCAACCUGGUCAACAAUACCCCGCGAGUAGAUCGCUCCUCUAAUUCCACAAAUGCAACCUCGACGUCUUCUGCCGCGCCGUUGCUCGGCUCUCGUCAACGUUCUUCCAUCCCGAUGACACCUCGAUCUGUCGGCGGCGCACCAUCAUUCGCACAACAAGCAGCAGCCUACCGUCUGCAGCAAAACCCACCGAAAGAAAAGAAAUUCAAAUCAUCUGUCCCAUUAGGUUCAAAACUUCCAGAGGGCUACGUGGAUCGUACACAAUUACGUGAUGACGAUGAUACGGCUACUACAGACGCGGAGCAGCGGAUGGCGGCUCUGAUGCAGCUGGUUGAGGAAGGGAGUUUAACGAGGGAGGAGGCUAUAGAGCAGAGUAGGGCUUUUGGGGGGGAUGCUAAGAGUACGCAUUUGGUCAAAGGGUUGGAUUUUAAGUUGUUAGAAAGGGCAAGGAAGGGAGAGGACGUGCUGGCUGGCAAGAAAGAUGAUGAGGAAGUUCAGGAUGAGGAGGAUAUUGAGGAUGAAUUGGAUCAGGCUCUGGAGAAGAAAGUCGAGAGUGUAAAGAGGCAAAGGAAAGAGGAGAAGGAUGACGAUGACGAUGAGCCGAAAAAGAAGACAAGAGCGGAGAUUUUAGCAGAAUGGAAGAAGAGUAGAGAAGAGGCUGCUGCGAAGAAAGUAGCAGAGAGCUCUCUAGGCUCUAAAUUCAAAAAAUUUGGGGAGAAAGAGAAGAAGAAGCCGAAGGCUAAAAAGGAGGAGAAACCUACAAAAGCUUCCAAAGACAGUACGUCUGGGAAGAAAAGGAAACGGGAUCAUGAGGAACCGUCGAAAGAGAAGGUUCUUGGAAAUGGCACAGUUCUGGGUAUGCUCCCUCCUGAUCUGCCCUCGACGAAAGCCGUCCCCGCAGAAAAACAGGACGAAGACGGGGAUGUAAACAUCUUCGACGAUGCACCUGACGAUUAUGACCCUCUGGCUGGCCUUGCGGACAGCGACGACGACUCGGGGUCCGAUGAAGGAGAAGUGGAAGACAAAACAACCAAGAAGAACGAGACACUGGAGGGUAUGCCACCUCCACCUCCACCGUCUACCCGCCCUCGAAAUUAUUUUGCCACAUCAUCCAAAGAUGCCGACGUGUCAACUCAAUCAAUAUCGUCGACACCGCUUAGCGGUCAAGACCUCACAAACACGAUGGAACUUUCAGCAGCGAUCAAGAAAGCUGCCCAAAUGAGAGAGCUUUCAAAGGCAGAUCUCGACGAUGAGGAAGCAAAGAAAGCGGCAAGACACAAAGCUAUGUUACAAGCUGCUAGCAGAGACGAUGAAGAUGUGGAUAUGGGCUUCGGCGGAAGUCGGACAUUCGGAGACGACGACGAUGAUGAUCUGGGAGUCACGAAAAAGAAGAAGAGGGGUAAAAAGAAUACAUAA
Messenger RNA from Orbilia oligospora ATCC 24927, 1434 nucleotides. RefSeq lists its product as uncharacterized. Gene Ontology annotation, cellular component: nucleus. The transcript has 2 exons. The coding region runs from base 1 to 1434 and encodes 477 amino acids. NCBI's taxonomy places the organism in Eukaryota, Fungi, Ascomycota, Orbiliomycetes, Orbiliales, Orbiliaceae. The record is from RefSeq and is a predicted model, not a curated record. Gene Ontology annotation, biological process: mRNA splicing, via spliceosome.